Messenger RNA from Exophiala viscosa, 544 nucleotides. RefSeq lists its product as uncharacterized. The record is from RefSeq and is a predicted model, not a curated record. Lineage: Eukaryota; Fungi; Ascomycota; Eurotiomycetes; Chaetothyriales; Herpotrichiellaceae. The transcript has a single exon. Bases 32 to 262 code for a protein of 76 amino acids.
GUCCACCACGUUCAUUGUACUUGUUUGUUCAAUGAGCUCCUUGCUCGUGGCGCUUUUCCCACGAGCAUGCCAUCCUCUUCUCAGAUACUCAGCAUUACCACUUUGUUGCUUACCACGUUCAUUUCCCCCAGCCGCUGAUUGCUCCUGGUGCUGCUCCCGCACCCAACCCAAAACUUGUCAUGUGGCUGUUAGUCGCGGUCAUUGGCUUGCUGGUUCACUGUGGCCAGGGGUGCUCAAACAGUUAGCUCUAUUGGCUGCAUGAGUGCGCGUGGCGUCCCACAGACUCCUAGUAAUGUAGUCCCUGAUACCCACGGCGCUUUUGAUGAACGUAACAAGCUCAAUAAGCAAGGCGCUCCCGUCGCUGGAGAUCUCCUUCCCUGCCUUUGCGCGUGGCGCCUAUACCGCAGUAAUUUAGUUCGCAUCACCAACAGCGGCGGCAUCCCACCUGUUUAACAGUUAGCUGCUUUGUCCUUGCCCGCGGCGUACUCAUGGUACUCUUCAGCCUUGUCUGCUCUCAAUGUAAGUGACGCUCUUCUCGUAUUCA